AUGCCUAACACUCAGACGAUGAUGUCGUUGUGUUUGGACGGUUUUAGUGAUCGCGAAAUACUUGAGUAUAGAUUGGAAUGGGAAGGUUACACCGAAAUCAAGAUGAAAAGUGAUAGAAAUUGCCAGUUCCGUGCUUUAGCUGAUCAAUUUUAUCAAACCUCGGAUUGUCAUAAACGUGUUAGACAAGAAAUCGUAAAACAGAAUAUGUCCACUAACUCCGAAUGGGGCGAUGAAGUCACAUUGAGAGUCGUUGCUGAUGUGUAUGGAGUCAAAAUAGUACUCAUUACAUCAAUCAAACUUACUCCAUUCAUGGAGUUUUUGCCCAAGUCUCAAAAAGAACCCGACAGGGUCAUUCAUUUGAGCUAUCUCGCAGGGAUCCAUUUUAACUCCAUCCACAAAAAAGGAGGUUCAUGUUUAUCUUCAUCAUCUGGUUCUGCCUCGAUGAAGCUACAGAGGAAGAAGGAGAAGAAGCAGAAGAAAAGGGAUGAAGAUGAGAACGAAAGGAAUGAGAAGGAGGAGAGGAAAAAAGAGAAAGAGGAGAAGAAAAAAGAGGAGGAGAAGAAAAAGGACAAGGAGGAAUGA
Messenger RNA from Arabidopsis lyrata subsp. lyrata, 582 nucleotides. Its product is annotated as OTU domain-containing protein 5-A. The transcript has 5 exons. The record is from RefSeq and is a predicted model, not a curated record. Lineage: Eukaryota; Viridiplantae; Streptophyta; Magnoliopsida; Brassicales; Brassicaceae. The coding region runs from base 1 to 582 and encodes 193 amino acids. Gene Ontology annotation, molecular function: cysteine-type deubiquitinase activity. Gene Ontology annotation, biological process: protein deubiquitination.